AUGAUAUUGGGACCCACUGAAUAUUGCACAAUACAUUGUGUGUUCAAUCAACUGGAAAUGCUGAAUUCUAACUCUCGUCCAGAUAAACAUUCAAUAGUUACUAUCAUGACCAAUCAUAUAAGAGACGUCGAACUGAAAGAAUUCAUCCAGGACUCUAUAGACGAAUGCUUCGACACCCUCGAACUGGACUCACAUAAUAACAAAUGCGAAUUUUCAAAAAAUUUCGCAUUGUGCAUGGAGAAUAAAGCUCAAAGGAAUUGUGACGAUUGGGAUGAAAACUUGUCCGUGAACAAAAUCAACUCUGCCAGCUUCCAAGAUGGAACCAACCAGCAAGACAAAAGAAAAGGAUAUUAAAAAAGUUUGUUCGUAGAAUAAAUAUUAAUGUGAUUGAUUGAGUUAUUUCAACUAUUUAUUAAACGUUUAAAAGUCGUCAUUAUUCUAUAUUGUAUUGUAUAUAAUAUUAUAUAUAUCGUAACAAAACGAAUUUCCUUCGAAGCCGAACGAUUGGCGCGCUACACAGUCGUGAUUUUCUCGCUUUCCGGCAGCCGCACUAGCCGGCGGGUGAGUAGCGCCGUUUAUAUUACGCAAAUAGUAAUACGCUUAAUGAAAUACUUUGAAGUACCCUAGUUUCUUAUCAUAUUUGCMAUUUUUAUCAAAAAUAUUUUUAUACUCAUAACAAUUUAACAAUCAUAAUACUCGUGAUACAUUUAUUUCGCAGUUUUUGUCGCAUUCAGUCUUGUGCCUAACUGAUAUUAAUUCUUGGAUCAUAUUAAUAUAAUAUAAUACGCGGUGGCGUGUAGUGGGCUUAUGUUACAAGUCGAUAGUCAUUAGUCAUUACUCUGUAGUCUAUAUAUCUUACCUACAAUAAAACUAAAUUUAAGAGUUAGGUAUUUCAAUACCAUAUCUAAUAUUUGGUACAUUUUCAUGUUUAAAAAUCGUUAACAAGUUAUAGCUGUAGUUAACAUAUUAAGGAAUUGUUUCAUUGACAUUUGUCGUUUCCAUCUAACAAUUGCGUAACACAGAAAA
Molecule: messenger RNA, 1026 nt
Organism: Diuraphis noxia (Russian wheat aphid)
Lineage: Eukaryota; Metazoa; Arthropoda; Insecta; Hemiptera; Aphididae
Gene: Obp59a
Product: Odorant-binding protein 59a
Molecular function (GO): odorant binding
Source: RefSeq, a predicted model, not a curated record